Molecule: messenger RNA, 1005 nt
Organism: Peronospora matthiolae
Lineage: Eukaryota; Oomycota; Peronosporomycetes; Peronosporales; Peronosporaceae
Source: the annotation of a GenBank genome assembly
AUGAGCUUUGGCAAGACCAAUUAUCGCGUGGGCGGCACCCGCGGUGGCGCGAACGAAUUUAACUGGGAAGACGUCAAGAACGACAAGUAUAGGGAGAAUUACUUGGGGCACUCGGUACAGGCGCCCGUUGGUCGUUGGCAAAAGGGAAAGGACUUGUCGUGGUAUGCGAAGGCCAAUAAAUUACAGCGAGAUGAAGCGCUGCAGUCAGAGUUGAUGCUGGCCAAGCAGAGGGACGAAGAUCUCAUGAACCAAGCUCUAGGCAUUGCACCCAGAAGACGUCAUGCAGCUGCUGAAGGUUUAAGCUCGUCGGAAGUAAAGGAGCUGCUGAAACGCGGAGAAUCCGAGCGCGAUGGUAUGGACGUUGAACGGAUCGAAGGGUUGGGCGCUGCACCAGUGGAAGCCGCAGGUUUUGGAACAGGACCAAAACGUACAUUGGCUGAGAGGUACAAGGAUCAACUUGUGAGUGGCAACGCAGAAACGACGUAUGCGCUGCCUGGUACAGGAGCUGAGCCGCUAACGGAGAAGGAGGCACAGGCUGAAAGGAAGAAGAUGCGCAAGGCGGAGAGGGAUGCAAACGAACGUAAAACAAAGAAGGAGAAGAAAGACCGCAAGAAAGAGGAAAAAGCGCGGCGCAAUAACAUUCGUGAUACCAAGAGUGACAGCGACAAGAAGCCGCGUCAUGUGCGGCUUGACCGAGAUGAUAAAGAUACUGGAUUUCGCUCGGGAUCUUGGUCUCGGUCGCCUCCUAGGCAUUCAGGAAAGAGUCGGGAUGCAGCUCGACGAUCACACACUGAAAAGCGACACCGCAGCGGUCGUUCUCGCUCGCGCUCUCCACAUAACCGUCGUAAGUAUGCAAGUUCGUCGAAAAGAGCGGAGCAGCUGAAUUCUCGUGACAACGCGCGGUAUCCAGACAAGCUUCACCAUCAUCACUUCCGAUCGGCAUCUCGAUCUCCUGCUUCAAAAAGACGUUCACACUCUCGUUCCCGGUCGCGUCACGGCUAUUAG